Messenger RNA from Zea mays, 997 nucleotides. RefSeq lists its product as uncharacterized. The record is from RefSeq and is marked provisional. Lineage: Eukaryota; Viridiplantae; Streptophyta; Magnoliopsida; Poales; Poaceae. Gene Ontology annotation, cellular component: cell periphery.
CUUCCUUUCAAUUAUUGUAUUUCAGUCGAGUUGCUAAACAACACGAACUCCUCAGUCGUUUGAGUUUUGAGGAGGCAAGCAAGAGGACCCAUCGAUGGCCUCCUUGAAGGACCACUGUGCCGUGGUGGCAGUUGUAGUGGCGAUCUGCUUCGUCGUCCUCGCCGCCGCCCUCCCUUCGCACGCGUCGACGGCGGUGGACGAGCCGGCGAAGUAUAAGCCCAGCAGAGCGCCAGCGCCGUCCCCUGCAUCUGCAUCAUCCUACGUCCCGCCGCCGGUCCAGCCCGUGAUCGUCGUCCAGGGCGUCAUCUACUGCAAGUCCUGCAAGCUCAGGGGCUACAACAGCGGCAUGGACGCGUCCCCUCUCCCCAAUGCGACGGCGAGCCUGGUGUGCUACGGCGACGCGGAGAGCAAGUACCGGGUGCUGAACCAGACGAGCACGGCCACCGACACGAACGGCUACUUCAUCGUGAUGGUGUACGACGUGGGCAUGUUCGACCGCCGCAGCUGCAGGCUGUACCUCCGCUCCUCGCCGACGGCGCUCUGCGCCGCGCCCUUCAUCCCGUCCAACCCCAAGCUGGGGCUCACCCUCGUGAGGGACCGCGCGGCCACGGCGCCCAGGGGCGCGCGCGGCAUCUUCCACCCCAAGACUGCGCUCAUGUACGCGCCGGGCACCGGCGGCAAGUGCCCGCCGUACUGAUGUGAUGGUGCGUACGUGGUCUGGACUCGGGAGUCGGAGCGGCGCCAUGAGGGGGUGUUCACUGGUGGUGCAUGGGCGGCAUGCAUGGAUCGUCGUCGUGGGUUUGGACUUUGGUCAAGAGGACAAUGUCAGAGGCAAAAAAAUAAAAAUAAAAAAGGAGAAGUAUGUGGUGAUUGUUGUCACGACGUCCGUAUUGUGUCCUCGUUUUAGUCGAUACUCGAUGGAGUAUCUGUUGACUGUUGCUGUUCGUUGAGUCUGUGUAACCGUUUCUUCGUCAAUCGGUCAAUCCUGCCUUUGGAC